Molecule: messenger RNA, 1153 nt
Organism: Bactrocera latifrons
Lineage: Eukaryota; Metazoa; Arthropoda; Insecta; Diptera; Tephritidae
Exons: 4
Coding region: 331-951 (206 amino acids)
Source: RefSeq, a predicted model, not a curated record
UGCAGCAAAGUUAACAUUUGUUUCUUUUUUUUUUUUAAAAAGUAGUAACGCUUUUAUUCUGUUCUCCAAUUUUCCAGUCUGUUUAGCCAAGUGCUAUGUAGUGUUGUGAACUUCAUUUUUAAUUGGUGUCAACUAACUUGCGUAUGCUUCCUUAAAAUGUUGCCUCAGGCACUUCAUUUAAUGUGUCUUUUAUUUUAAUGGUUUUAAAAAAUUCGUUUUUGGACCGUGACAGAGUUGAACGCUUUUCCCAAUUAUCGCACCAUUCGUGACUAGCAGAUAGAUGUGUAUAUUCAGUCUCAGAUAGUUUCUUGGCGGGUUAGGUUCAACAAAAUGUUUUGUUUGCGCAAAAAAGAAUUCUUACUCAUGUGUUUCCUGCAAACUUUGGUAAUAUGCCUGACAUAUACAAUGGAGAAUUCGCCUGAUAGUCUAGAAAAAGAAAUGUUGACUGACUGUCUUAUGCAACUGAACAUAUCGGAAUUGUUGCGACUUCAGCGUUCAUUGGAAAGACUACCUGAACUUCAUGAGAAGGAAGAUUUUGAAUCAAACUUAAAUAAUGAAUUUAACAAAACUACGAACGAUUCGGGUGUUUGUGAUUUGCCUAAUGAAAAUAAUAAAAAUAGUACUUGUGUGAGUCCACAAGCCUUGCCGAUAACUGCCGAAAAACGUGGGUACGAACAUCAUCUUUGGCAACCAGAGGAAAAGCCUUCUAAAUUGCAAACUUUAUUCCAUAUCACCAUUACGGCGUUGGCUUUUCUCUCUUUCGGCGGAUAUCUGCUCUGCCUUAUUGUGCAAGCUAUAAGGAGCAAAGGUACAACCUACUUUCACCCCGCUGCAACUACUGCGGUGACUAACACAAAUGGUGGAGUUAAAAGAAUAAAAAUUUACCGGCGUAGUCGCAGAAGAGUACACUCUACGCCGAAUGAAGUGCAUGCAUACAUGGCUUAUUAUUAGCCAAACAUAUUAUAUUUUUGAUAUAUCAGUUGAUAAGCAUCAAAUUACUCACCUAGCCGAAUCGUACAUUUGGUUCGGUCUCGGUAGUCGCCCUGGUCCUACUUUCAUUCCGUAUACAGCGUAUUGAUCCUCAUAUGGCUCCUCGUAGUUGCCGCGUGUGCUGCGUUCAGGUGAACUUGAGUAACCAUCUGAAAUUUUUUGC